ACCGAGGUGUCUGCUGUCAAAGCAUUGGUCGGAUAGUUCUCGGAGGAAGAUUGUUGAUCGUCGCUAAGGCCCAAACGGGUAACGGCGGCCCGUCAGCUAGCGGGGCGAGAAUCGCAGCAAACCCCAAGGCGCGACGGAACCAAUUCCUCCCCGGAGGCCGAUCCACCUUGUCGAAAACUUCAAGACUCUCAUGCAGACUGUUGCAAACCGUCCCCGAGCAUGGUUGAAACGAAAGUUGGCAUAUCGUCUAAUUCGCCAGGCUCAACAAGCAAAGCAAGCGGAGGACGACAUCGCGUCAUCUCCUCUUGUUUGACAUGUCGGCGCAGGAAAGUCAAAUGUGAUCACGUCCAUCCAGUAUGCGGUUCUUGCAUGCGAGGAAGCCAUGUGUGUACAUGGACAGAUCAGAUACCGGCAUCCACCGCUACUGGAAGGAUUUCGAAACCCACGGCUGGGGCCACUGGAAAGACCGGAAAAGGCAGUGACGUGCAAGCCCGGUUAGACAGACUGGAGUAUCUUUUAGAGAAAGCUGUUGCAGGACAGGGGCCAAAAUCCACCGCAUCCGUACGGUCCAGUGUUGAAUUAGACAGAAAAGAGGUGGAAGCACUGACCCCGUCGUCAAAUAGUCAGACUUCCCAUGCAGGAGGAAUCGCUUCCGAUGGCGGUGAUGGGACUCUGUUAUUGAACGAUGGACAGUCUCAGUUUGUCUCAUCUCUGCAUUUUGCAUUACUGGCCGAUGAGAUCCAAGACAUCAAGGCCUUGCUUGGUGACAAGACCGAUGAAGAGAGAAAGGAAGUGCCGCAAAGCAGUCUGGUCGACCUACUUUCCCUCGGUCGCGCAGGAGCCGGAUCAAAUCUAGAAAACUUACUACCCAGCACAAAAGAGCUCCGUGACACGCUGCUCGACGUCUAUUUCGCAAAUGUAGAUCCGAUGGUGAGAAUCACUCAUAGACCAACGGUGGUCCGCAAGUUCUCCACAUACAACAACGAAGCGCAUCCCAUGGCCUAUGCCAUCUACUUCUCUGCUAUCAACUCUCUGCCUCCAAAGGUAGUACACAACAAGUUUGGCGAGACAAAGGAAUCACUCCUCGAUCGAUUUCAGCUGGGUGUUGAAAUCUCACUGGCCCGGGAAAAUUACCUCACAACAUCAAAUCUGGAGAUCUUCCAGGGAUUUGUGUUAUGGUUGACUUGUAUUACUAGGGAAGAAGACAUGGGCAAAGCGUGGGUUCUGAUAGGCAUCGCAUUUCGCAUCGCCUUGAACCAAGGCCUACAUCGAGAUCCAUCCUUAUUUCCGACCGGUUCCAUGGACGCUCUGACUAUCGAGCUACGGCGUCGUAUGUGGCAUCAACUAGGACAUUUGGAGUUCCGGGCAGCAGAAUGCAAAGGGCAAGAACCGAGCAUCACCGAAGACUUCUACACGACGCUAUUCCCACGAAACAUUGACGACGAGGACCUUGUAGACGGCGCAAGUCCUGGCCCAGCCCCAUAUGACGAACCGAAGCUCACUACCAUGACGUUCCAACUGGUCCGGUUCAACGGCAUGCGAGCUCUACGGCGCAUAGUUCAAAGCACUUACCGCCUGGAACGACGUAUGCUGGACUCCGGGCUUCAUGGAACAUCUCGUCCUGAUCCCGCACAAGAACUCAGAGAUCUCUAUGAACAGAUCAAAGUCAUGCUCGACGAAGUUCACGAAGAGAAUCAGCGAAAAUACUUGCACAACCUCAACCCAGAGGUACCAAUGGAGAGGCUGACACUGGGAUUGGCUUCACUGUUGGAGUGGCGUGCCUACCUGCUGUUUUGGCUUCGGAUGCCGCGAGCUUACCGUGAUGUAGUCUUUUCGGACGAGAUCCGGCGAUCGAUCUUCGAGAAGUCAGUAAACUGCGUCGAAACACUAAACGGAGCGGCAGCCGAUGUCGAUGCUGCUCGCUUCCAAUGGCACAUUGGAGGAAUCGCGUCUUUCCAAGCCAUCAUGCAUAUCCUAUCAGAACUCCGCAACCCCCUCUUCAACGCACCUGACCGCCAACGUGCUCUGAGAGCCCUGCAGAUGUCACGUAUCCUCCGAGAGAACAACAGCGCCAAAGCAUGGCAAGCAGUCAAAAACAUGAUCGACAAGGCCGUCUCCGAACACAACCUCUCGCCAAGGGGGCCGCCACAGCCAUCGACUACCUACGUCAGCCAACCUAUUGUGCCAUCCGUUCCCAUGCCGCUGAGUAGCAACGUACCCAGCAGCAACACCAGCGUAUACCCGGCCAUGCAAGCCAUACCCAGCUAUGCCUACCAAAGCACCCCCGCCGCAGCUUAUAACCAACAAAACAUACCAGGGCCAUCUCAACCAGAACCUAUGCAGACUCAGCCCGACUUACUGCAAUCUAUGCAGUCUAUGCAAGACAAUGCGCCUUGUUGGGAUGACAUCAAUCUCAAUAACAUCAACAACAUCGUAGGCGAUGUACAAGCUAGCACGGAUGUAAUUCCCGACUUUGAUUUCGGUUUCUGGGGCGACCCAUUCAACUACGAAAAUGAACCUGCCGCCAUGCCUUUGCAGGAUGGCUACUUUCCCCAGUGGAGUGGGGGAAUAUGAAAGCACCGGUUCUAAUCGCACAACUCGCUUUACUUCAUCGGAACACGGCUUGCUCAAUAGCAGGUGUGGCA
Molecule: messenger RNA, 2645 nt
Organism: Alternaria rosae
Lineage: Eukaryota; Fungi; Ascomycota; Dothideomycetes; Pleosporales; Pleosporaceae
Exons: 6
Coding region: 220-2574 (784 amino acids)
Biological process (GO): regulation of DNA-templated transcription; DNA-templated transcription
Molecular function (GO): DNA-binding transcription factor activity, RNA polymerase II-specific; DNA binding; zinc ion binding
Source: RefSeq, a predicted model, not a curated record